CACAGACUCGAGGCUUGAUAGAGAUGAGAUAUAGCCCCGGUUCGACUUGUGGCAGGGGUAGAGAUCUAGGGAUUCCAAUCAAAUGGUAGCUAGGUUGUUUGUGAGAAAGUCGCCCUCUAGGUUGAGUGACUAGGCCUGGCGUCUCACAGGGUUUCCUGAAUCAAGGAUCUUGGUAGCGGCAGAAUUUGUCUUCCCCGCCAAAAUUUCUUAGGCCUCGUCCGUCAUCACAUCUCCUCCAUCAGCCCACCUGCACCCGACAAUCGUGAAGAGAGCUCUCAGCCCUUUAGCCUUUGCUAUCCAUAGGAACCAAGGACCCUCAACAUUCCAAAAUGGCACCCACCGCGCCCAAGAAGCGCACCACCAUGCGCGCCAAGCUCGCAAAGGCCCAAACCCCCUCCUCCUCCACAUCCGCCGCCCGCGCACCACCAAAAUCCUCGUCCUCUGGCGCCCUCUUCCCCGACACCAAGCGCGACCGCCGCCUGGUCAAGAAGUCGACCUUUCUAGGUCAGAUCCGGUCCAAGAGCGGCGCCUCGGGCGGCGUGACCAAGCGCCGCCGCCCAUCCAAGAAGCUCGUAGCCGACCUAGACUCGCUAGCCGCCGCGCUGCCGGAGCUCGACGACGACGCCGCCGGGCCCCAGCAGCGGCAGCAGCAGCAGCCCGGCAAGGUGCGCAUCAAGAGCAUCAGGCACCGGCCCGGCGCCCUCAAGCGCAAGGAGAAGCUGGUGCGCGCCGAGACGCAGAACAUCGGCCGCAGUCUCGCCUUUCUGUCCGGCCUGGACGGGAAGGCGGCGGAUGGGGCCGGUGCGGGCGGUGGUGGGGUCGCGGCACCGGCGGCGUCGGCGCCGACUGCGAACCGGUGGGCGGCGCUGAGGGCGCACAUAUCCGGCACCAUGGAGCAGAACCCUGCGUUCCUACCAAAGGAGCAGUGAUGCUUGGAUGGUGUGAUUUCUUGCCGCCGCCGCCGGCUUACUUGCGGCCCCCAGGGGCAGUUGUAACCGGCUUCAUGAUACCCAUAGACUAGACUCCUGCCUAGAUCAAAACAGAGAUGCACAGCCAAGUGUUGGGAUUAUUUAGAAAGGCAUUGCACUUGAUGUCUGAGCCGCUCCCGGGUUUGCACGGUUCGGCUCUAAGGUGGGAUACUCGUGGAGCUCGUUAUGAUGAUCCAUGAGCUUGCUUCGCUCUGUAUCAUUGCGUGCCUUGCUCAAUAAGCUCUGUCCACGGAGGCCUUGUUUAUUAUCACAAAGUUACGGGAGUAUCAGGUGAAGGGCUGGAAAAAAACACCAAAUGUCAAACUGGACGCCCAUCCAAUUUCAACGCCCCUUGGUCUCAAAAGACCGAUAUGGAAGCAUCCACACUGUGAGAACGCCGUGCUUUUUGUUCUUAGGCCGUCUAGAACUGUAGAAAUGGAGAAACGGAGACAGACGCCGAAAAGGGACAGAAAUGGAACGCAGACAGGAAUCAAUAGCUCACGUGUAUAAAGCGCAGAUGUACAUUGACAUCCCCCACA
Molecule: messenger RNA, 1507 nt
Organism: Gaeumannomyces tritici R3-111a-1
Lineage: Eukaryota; Fungi; Ascomycota; Sordariomycetes; Magnaporthales; Magnaporthaceae
Exons: 2
Coding region: 330-929 (199 amino acids)
Biological process (GO): maturation of SSU-rRNA from tricistronic rRNA transcript (SSU-rRNA, 5.8S rRNA, LSU-rRNA)
Cellular component (GO): preribosome, small subunit precursor; nucleolus; 90S preribosome
Source: RefSeq, a predicted model, not a curated record